ACAAAGGCCACAGACCUAUCCAGUUCCCACUUUAGGAAGAGGAUUAGUGGAACAAAAACCGUUUGCAUUAAACUCCGUAGGGAGGAGUUAACAUAAUUUACGCUUUCCGUGGGAGAGGAGAGGGAGCGAAUAGGGAACUUAAAAGGGUUGUGCAACGUUUGCAUCAGGGAAUCGAUACCCGGGAAUAAAAGGAGUAAAGAGAGCAGAGGACAGUCAUUGUGGAUACUGCCGCGGUUCUGUUAAAAACAUUCCAGCAGCUCAAUCGUUCCAUUAUCGCGUGUUAGUUUUGCGUAUUCUGAAUGACACUAGCAGACAGGGGGUUAGCUCACAGGUUGCAUACGUGUUAUUAAUAUCAAACAAUGCGGUAGUGGUGAGAGCAGUGAAAAGAAUAAAGAAAGAUAAUAUCUGUAGAGAAGAGGCAAUACUUUAGGUUACAGUUUUCUUUGUUGGGUUCCUCUGCAAAACUAAAGGCUUAAAGAUGUCUAAACCAAAUUACACAGGAACCUUUCACAUGGUGUCUCAAGAUAACUUCGAGAACUACCUCGCAGCUCUGGAUAUUAAUUUUGCCCUGCGGAAGAUAGUGUGUAUGUUGAAGCCCAGUAAACAGAUAGUCCACGACCCGGCCACGGGCAGUAUGAAGAUCCGCACACUCACCACCUUUAAGAACUUUGAUAUGGAUUUCAAACUGGGUCAGGUUUUCACUGAGGACCUGGGACCCGUGGAUGGACGAGUCUGUCAGACCACAGUGGACUGGGAGGGUGAUAAGCUGGUGUGUGUUCAGAGAGGAGAGAAAGAAGGAAGAGGAUGGACACACUGGCUGGAGGGAGACAAGCUACACCUGGAGAUGAGAGUUGGAGAUGUAGUCGCCAGGCAACUCUUCAAGAAGGCCGACUGAAACCACUGGGAAGGAUCUCGUUCAUCAACUCGACGUUCAUGAUUCUCAUUAGAAAACAGUCUAGGACUUGGUAUAUAAGUGCCAUAGUUUUUUUAAUAUGAUCAUCAUUGUUUUAAAACCAUUACUUAAUGGACAAAAUUGAAGAUAUUUUUUAAUUAGUGUGCUAUUUCACUGUGGGAAAGAUUGUCAAUGGUCUAUUUUGAAUGUUGUCAUGGUACAGUGCAGGGUGAACUGUGUAAACAUUCCCAAUGUGUUUCCCCACUACGAUAGUUCACAAUGCCAUUGAAUGUUCCCUUUUGUGUUGUAUGGGGCUGUUCUGUGUUCAAAUAUACCACCUUUUCCCUCCGAUUGGUUAGGAAUUGGGGAAGGUAUGCUUACCCUUGGUCUGUGCCUAAAGGGAUGCGUUUACACAGGCAGCCCAAUUCUGAUCUUUUUAAAAACUAAUUAGUCUUUCGAACAAUCAGAUCAGCACCGAAAAAGAUCUGAUGUGGAAAGAUCUGAUAUGAUUGGUCAAAAGACCAAUUAGUUGAAAAAAAUAUCAGAAUUGGGCUGCCCGUGUGAAUGCAGCCUGCAACUUUUACCCGCAACUGAUUUCAGUUGGCCUGCAUUUAGCUGUAAAUGCUACCUGAUAACACUAGAGGGCAGGGUAAAGCAGUUUGACGUAUGGUAGCCGCUGCUACUCCUAUCCUACAGGGGGCGACAAACACUUAAUUAAUCAGUGUCCACUCGUGUUGCCAGAUUCUGGACUUUGCUAAAUCGUCAACUGUUUUGACAGAAUUUCCAAUGCUGUGGUUAAAACAACAUUGAACAGAUGCUGUGAUGAUGUUAAAAUGAAUAUCUUAUCUAUAUAGCUACGGGUGGUCCUCUGUAGCUCAGCUGGUAGAGCAUGGCGCUUGUAACGCAAAGGUAGUGGGUUCGAUCCCCGGGAC
Molecule: messenger RNA, 1824 nt
Organism: Coregonus clupeaformis (lake whitefish)
Lineage: Eukaryota; Metazoa; Chordata; Actinopteri; Salmoniformes; Salmonidae
Product: retinol-binding protein 1-like
Exons: 4
Coding region: 479-895 (138 amino acids)
Biological process (GO): fatty acid transport
Cellular component (GO): nucleus; cytosol
Molecular function (GO): fatty acid binding
Source: RefSeq, a predicted model, not a curated record